Messenger RNA from Acanthisitta chloris (rifleman), 969 nucleotides. Its product is annotated as lysophosphatidic acid receptor 1-B-like. Gene Ontology annotation, molecular function: G protein-coupled receptor activity. Gene Ontology annotation, cellular component: membrane. Bases 1 to 969 code for a protein of 322 amino acids. The record is from RefSeq and is a predicted model, not a curated record. Gene Ontology annotation, biological process: G protein-coupled receptor signaling pathway. The transcript has a single exon. Lineage: Eukaryota; Metazoa; Chordata; Aves; Passeriformes; Acanthisittidae.
AUGAAUGGAUUCCCAAACUGCUCUUCUAACUACACAAACAUUUGGAAUCAUUAUUUAGUGCUUGCCCUGGGCAUCCCUCAGCUGACCAUCAACGUGGCAUCCAUGAUCUUCAACUGCACAGUCAUCUUCACCCGACUGGCCACGAAGGACCUGCACAAACCCAUCUCCAUUCUCUUCUGCAACUUGGCUGUUUCUGACCUCUUCACCAGCUUCUCUGGCUUUUGGAUUGCCAUGCUGUUCAUCACCAAUCCUGACAUCACAAUCUUUGGAUCCAAGGAUAUGUUGGCCCCUUAUGCCUUGUACACCACAUCUAUUUUAUCCACCGUCUAUAACCUGGUAAGCAUCGGGGUCGAACGCUACCUGGCUGUGGCUGAGAGCAUGAGGACAAGAUUCAGGGUGGCCAGAAAACACUCCAUAGCUGUUGUUUUCAUUAACUGGGUCCUUGCUUUCUUUCUGGGCUGCUUGCCACUGAUGGGGUGGAAUUGCUUGCACGGGGAGAAGAGUGUCUCAGUCCUCUACAGCCCAUUUUGUGUUAACUACCUCGUCUUCAUCACCAUCCCCAACGUCGUGGUGGCCUUUAUCAUACCCCUGUUCACUUACCUCAGGAUCAUUAUCAUCCUGAGGAAGAGAAAGCUGAGGAUGAAGGCAUGUGGGCAAGCCACUGGCACCUACAAAUCAGCUGAAAUCCAGGUGGCCAGAACCAGCAUCUUCAUCUGGCUCCUGGCACUGAUCUCCUAUGCUCCUUUCUUCGCAGGAGUCAUAUUCGAUGCAACCAACCACCAGUGCCACAUUGACCUCUACCCAGGGGUCUACAUCUUCAGGAACUGCACAGCUAUGCUGAUAACCAUCAACUGCUUGGGGAACCCAAUCAUCUACACCCUCAAAGUCAAGAUUCUGGGGGCCAAGCUCAAGGCUCUGAAGUGCCUUUCCUCCAACGGCAUCCGAGCCUGCACCAUCGAGAACAUCUAG